AUGUUGGGCUUGAAACACCGACUCGAGGCGCUGCCUCAGGAGCUGUAUGACAUGAUCCACGACCACACCUUCACCAUACUGCCUACUUACCAGCUCAUUGCCGCUACCUACAAACCGCCAUCAAUCCUACAAGUCAAUAGAUCCAUUCGUACCGGGCUCUUACCGACCUACUACUCCACCACGACAUUCGAGUUCAUCAGCCCGGGGAUCUACGAAAAGUGGUGGAGCAGACAAGAGUCGCAAGUGUCGGAUCUAUUCGCUAACCACCGUCCUGACUCCAUCAACGGCACUCUCUGCCGGAUCGAUACCACGGACGUCGAAGAGCUCAGCUCGGGAGUCAACAUUCUCCUCGACCAGAUGUUUCGCCAGUGGUUUGACAUGCCGUUCAUUAUGCCGGAAGUCGAGUUCGUCGACGAGAUGCGGGUACGGCUUGACUUGCAGCAGUUGUGGCACUUGAAGGCAUACAGGCUGUAUUGCCUUGGUCAACGGCAUGGGGACACGGGAACACUCCAGCGUCCAAGCCGCAGUCGCUAUUGGCGGUUUAAAUUGACCCGCUGCUGGAAGAAGAUGGCCAAUGUGCUGAGAGGCAAAAAGGUGUAA
Molecule: messenger RNA, 600 nt
Organism: Fulvia fulva
Lineage: Eukaryota; Fungi; Ascomycota; Dothideomycetes; Mycosphaerellales; Mycosphaerellaceae
Exons: 3
Coding region: 1-600 (199 amino acids)
Source: RefSeq, a predicted model, not a curated record